Chaetomium globosum CBS 148.51 is the source of this 1512-nucleotide messenger RNA. RefSeq lists its product as uncharacterized. NCBI's taxonomy places the organism in Eukaryota, Fungi, Ascomycota, Sordariomycetes, Sordariales, Chaetomiaceae. Bases 1 to 1512 code for a protein of 503 amino acids. The transcript has 3 exons. The record is from RefSeq and is a predicted model, not a curated record.
AUGGCUGAUAACUUUCGCCCUCACCGGACAAAUGCGUCCAGGAUCCCCGAGAAAAAAUGGGAGAGCUACAAGUCGGUACUACUUGACAAAUGCCAGACAAUGACAUUCGCCGAACUCGAGCGUUACAUGAAACGGGAACACAACUUCGCUGCAAACCGGCGACAAUUAGGCCACCGCAUCCGGGUUACCUGGGGCUUCAAGAAGUACAAACGGGGUAACUCUCCCGAAACGUCGCUUUUGGAGGCACAGGCUCUCUGCGGGGGUGGUUCUCGCUGUGGUACUGUACCUACCAAUGGCGCUGCUUCUGCCGGAGACGCCGCGUCUCGGAACCCGUGCCCACCACCGGUUGUAGCUGGCCGAGUCCUGCUGGAUGUCCCUCCCCCCAUGGCGCAGCCUCCAGCUACGCUGGGCCGCGCCGGACCUCGCCGCAGUGCAAUUCUCUUACUCCGAAGCGAACUGGGCAGACGUCAAGACUCGGGAUCUCUGGCUAGCGGACAUGCACGGGAGAUGGCAAGGCAUGAUGCCGAGCCAACCCUCGGACACGCGCGAUCUCAGUCCUGGGUCCCGACUUUUAUGGACCUUCUCAAUGCCCACACAUAUGACUGGGGCUCUGACAUGGAAAAGGGGCUGGGACAGAUUUCGAGAAUCUUCAAAGGCAUCCUCGAGGAAACGACCGUCCAUGACGGCGUGCAGUUCAACCUCGUCGAAUUGACUCGACGGAACAUAAACCUGGACAUUCCAGCGUAUACCCUCUUCCGCUCUGCCCUAGAGUGGUAUAACUGGGCAAAUCCCGACACGCCUCUUGAUGCACCUCACCUUCUAAACCAGUUUAUCGUCCAGCAUCUAUCAGCCAUCCGUGGGCUAAAGCAGAUCCAGGCUGCCCUAGACCUUGACAUCGACUGCCUUCCAUCGUGCAUAAGAUGGUGCAGCGCCGUCUUGGGCGGCAACCCCCAGGUCCCUCCCGAGGUUCGCGGUGCCGACGGCGACAUUUCCAUGGAAACCUUCACCGUUCUAUGUGUCCUCUGGCGUCCCCUAUCAGGUAGCAACCUGCUUUCCAACAGAGUCGUGACACGCAGCCGCGCCACACCCUCCCCAGACUGGGCGACCACCACCGAAAAGCAGCUCGGUAUUCGGCCCCCUCAACUCCUGUGCACGGUAGUCUGCAUGAUCAUGGCCGCUGCCAUGCAACAACAAAACAUGCACGCCGGACAGUCACUCUUGGGAAGGGCCCUUGCCGGCGCCAACAUCCUGGACGCCUUAGACUCUGAGGACUUGCUCCGCCUUUUUCUGAACCAAACCUGCGCCGAUAUCUGGCGCCUGAAGAUCCAAACGGAUGCGGAUCGGGGCUUCCCCAUCUGGCGGUACAAGGUGGACACCCAGAAGAUGGAGCCCUUCCGCAGAUUUGUCGCUACGUCUCUUGGGAUUCACGACUUGCCCAUACUUGAGCAAGGGGUCAUCUUCGACGAGCUGGCCUUGGCGGGUCCGGAAUUUCCCGAGGAUGGUUACUACUGA